AUGGUGGCUGAGGUUUCUUCAAUACCCGCUGCCUCCGCUGUGAAGAAGCCAUUUGGUCUCAGGAGCAAGAUGGGCAAGUGGUGCCACCACUGCUUCCCCUGCUGCAGGGGGAGUGGCAAGAGCAACGUGGGUGCUUCUGGAGACCAGGACGACUCCGCUAUGAAGCCACUUAGGAGCAAGAUGGCCAGGUGGUGCCACUGCUUCUGCUGCUGCAGGGGGAGUGGCGAGAGCAAUGUGGGCCCCUCUGGAGACCAGGACGACUCCGCUAUGAAGACGCACAGGGGGCGCGGGGAGAGCAACGUGGAAGCUUGGGAAGACUACGACAGCGCCUUCACGGAGCCCAGGUACCACGUCCGUGGAGAAGAUCUGGACAAGCUCCACAGAGCUGCAUGGUGGGGUAAAGUCCCCAGAAAGGAUCUCAUCGUCAUGCUCAGGGACACUGACGUGAACAAGACGGACAAGCAAAAGAGGACUGCUCUACAUCUGGCCUCUGCCAAUGGGAAUUCAGAAAUAGUAAAACUCCUGCUGGACAGACGAUGUCAACUUAAUGUCCUUGACAACAAAAAGAGGACAGCUCUGAUCAAGGCUGUACAAUGCCAAGAAGAUGAAUGUGCAUUAAUGUUGCUAGAACAUGGCACUGAUCCAAAUAUUCCAGAUGAGUAUGGAAAUACUGCUCUACACUAUGCUAUCUACAAUGAAGAUAAAUUAAUGGCGAAAGCACUGCUCUUAUAUGGUGCUGAUAUUGAAUCAAAAAACAAGCAUGGCCUCACACCACUUUUGCUUGGCGUACAUGGACAAAAACAGCAAGUGGUGAAAUUUUUAAUCAAGAAAAAAGCUAAUUUAAAUGCACGUGACAGAUGUGGAAGAAAUGCUCUCAUACUUGCUGUACGUUGUGGAUCAGCAAGUGUAGUCAGCCUUCUACUUGAGCAAAAUAUUGACGUAUCUUCCAAAGAUCUAUCUGGACAGACGGCCAGAGAGUAUGCGGUUUCUAGUCAUCAUAAUGUAAUUUGCCAAUUACUUUCUGACUACAAAGAAAAACAGAUGCUAAAAAUCUCUUCUGAAAACAGCAAUCCAGAACAAGACUUAAAGCUGACAUCAGAGGAAGAGUCACAAAGGCUUAAAGGCGGUGAAAAUAGCCAGCCAGAGCUAGAAAAUUGUAUGACUAUUGAAUAAGAAAUGAAGAAGCACGGAAGUAAUCAUGUGAGAAUACCAGAAAACCUGACUAAUGAUGCCACUGCUGGCAAUGGUGAUGAUGGAUUAAUUCCACAAAGCAAGAGCAGAACACCGGAAAGUCAGCAAUUUCCUGACACUGAGAAUGAAGAGUAUCACAGGCUCGAGUGCAGUUGUGUGAUCAUGGCUCACUGCAGCCUCAACUUUGUGGGCUCUAGUGAUCCUCUCACCUCAGCCUCUCUACUAGCUGGGACCACAGGUGUGCAACAUCACACCCAGCU
Rhinopithecus roxellana (golden snub-nosed monkey) is the source of this 1451-nucleotide messenger RNA. RefSeq names its product POTE ankyrin domain family member G-like. The record is from RefSeq and is a predicted model, not a curated record. NCBI's taxonomy places the organism in Eukaryota, Metazoa, Chordata, Mammalia, Primates, Cercopithecidae. Gene Ontology annotation, molecular function: protein binding.